AUUUCUGAAAAGUAGAACGCCAAAUUGAUCAAACAUCUAAAAAUUGCCUGCCCAAAAAUGUGAGCCCUAUGCUUGAAGGUGUUACAGCAUGUUCUCUCUCUAUCUCACUCUAAUCUACAGAACAAUGGCAAUGUGAUAACGACUCUGUAAAGCUAGAUCACAUGUUAAGGUAACUCCUGAUACUUUCUUGUAAUGAAGAAAAGCAUGACUACAAGACCAAAAGUUCCUCAAACAAACGGCUGUCAGCCAAAACAUGACAGAGCAGAGCAUGGAUUUCACUUCCCGCAUCUUCACUUCAUCUUCCCUCUUCUUCUUCUUCUUCUUCUUUUAUUUAUCUUCCCAGCCUUGGAGCCAUCCAUUAUCACAAGAACAGCCUCUAUAAUGAAGCAAAGGAGGGUGAUUCUCAUUGCGCUGCCAUCUCUUGUUCUCUUCCUCUUUUUCUUUUUCUACAUCUUGUUCAACAUCAGAGUGAAAUCACUUCUCCUAGCUUCAUCCAACAACCAUUCCAUUACACUCACCAAAACACCUCAUACAGAAACCAAAUUUAGCAUCCUGAUCGGAAUCUUAACCCGCCCGGAUAACUAUGAUCGCCGCCAUUUCCUUCGCCUUGUCUAUGGAAUCCAAUCAUCUUCGAUAGCUGAAAUUGAUGUAAAGUUUGUAUUUUGCAAUCUCACAAAGCCUGAACAAAGGGUACUCAUAGCUCUAGAAAUCCUUCGUUUCAACGACAUCAUCAUUCUUGAUUGCAUUGAGAAUAUGAACAAUGGCAAGACCUAUGCAUACUUCUCUUCACUCCCGCAUAUCCUACCAAGACAUUAUGACUAUGUCAUGAAAGCUGAUGAUGAUGUUUUCAUUAGGCUUGAGCCAUUGUCUUUGUCACUAAAGCCACUACCAUGGCAAGACUUGUAUUAUGGUUUUGUAAUCCCUUGCAAUAGCAUGAAUCCCUUUGCGGAUUACAUGUCAGGGAUGGGGUUUUUGCUGUCCUGGGACCUUGUUGAAUGGAUUGGCAAGUCUGAAAUCCCUGCGAAUGACACAGUUGGGCCAGAAGACAAGAUGGUUGGGAAAUGGUUUAAGAUGGGAAACAAGGCCAAAAACAGGUUCUCCAACAAGCCUGCAAUGUAUGAUUAUCCAGGAACAAAUGGGAGGUGCUCGCAUGAGCUCAUACCAGAAACUGUGGCAGUUCAUAGACUUAAGAGGUGGGAUCAAUGGCUGAAUGUGCUUGAAUUCUUUAAUGUAACUAAACAACUUAACAACUCCAAAUUAUAUCAUGUAUGAUUUUUUGUUUUUUUGGACGAAUCAUGUAUGAUUGAUCUUGAAGGAGAACUGGGAAUCCAUAGCACGACAUCUUGUAAGAUUUGUAGCACAAUGGUAAAAGGGCACGCGCCUCGCUCAUAGUACGUGCUAGAAUCAUGUACUUGAAUUGAAAACACAUCUUAAUUUCUUUUCU
This is a messenger RNA of Populus trichocarpa (black cottonwood), 1444 nucleotides long. Its product is annotated as hydroxyproline O-galactosyltransferase GALT3. The record is from RefSeq and is a predicted model, not a curated record. Gene Ontology annotation, molecular function: hexosyltransferase activity. The transcript has a single exon. The coding region runs from base 193 to 1272 and encodes 359 amino acids. Gene Ontology annotation, cellular component: Golgi membrane. Lineage: Eukaryota; Viridiplantae; Streptophyta; Magnoliopsida; Malpighiales; Salicaceae.